CUUGUUUUUCUAGUUGCAGACGGCGGCAGAGGCGGCGGCCACGGAGGAGGAGGAGGAGCGACGACGGAAUUCAGCAGCCACAGAAUCAUCACUCCUAAAUUAACUCAUUUCAGAACCAAGCGACAUAUCGACAGCACAAGAGAGACGGAAGGGCAUGUGCACGACAUCACCCUGGGGUUGAAUUUAGGGGAGGAAGAUAUUUUGGUAGACUUGCAGUUAAAUAGGAAUUUAUUACCCAGAGACUACUUUGAAAAGUACUAUCAUAAUGGUAGCCAGUAUAUCCAGCGUCCUGUGGGAGAGGCGGCAGGGCUGUGCCACUACCAGGGUGUGAUUCGUGGACGUCCGGGAUCAUGGGCUGCGCUCUCCACGUGUAAUGGUGUCAGUGGUGUAGUAUUUGAUGGGGAAGAGCUGCAUUAUGUAGAGCGGAUACCAGAGACACCAGCAUCCAUCCAGAGCCCACAUUAUCAUUUCCAACAUUCAGAUAUCAUUCCGCGGAACUUUUCUUGCGGUUACUCAGGGAAACCUCACCCAGUUCGCGAUCUGUUUCAUGACGAGAACUUCUCCAGAUUGCUCAGAUAUAAACGCAGCAGUACUGUUAGUAAUAGCAACAAUAUCCGUGGCCCAUACAAUGCAAAUGCUUUAUCAAGAUAUGUGGAAUUGGUUCUAGUUGCUGACAAGUCUGUUUUUGAAAAACAUGGCCAUGAAGUAUCAAAAAUAUACAACCGUUGUAAAGAUAUUGCAAACAUAGUGAAUGCGCUGUAUCAACCGCUCAACAUUUUCAUUGCACUGGUGGGAGUUGAAGUGUGGAAGGAUGAGGAUCAGGUUGAAAUCUCAACAGAUGGAGACAAAACUCUCACAAAUUUUCUAAACUAUAGAAAAGUGCGACUCAUCCAGGAACACCCUAAUGACAAUGCUCAACUACUAACGGGGAAGCAAUUUGAUGCAGGAGUGGUGGGCAAAGCUCUAAAAGGACCUAUCUGCACAUACCAAUAUUCAGGAGGUGUGAACAUGGACCACAGUGAUACUGUAGGACUCGUGGCAACAACAGUCGCUCACGAAAUGGGACACAACUUUGGCAUGGAGCAUGAUACUGAGGAGGAGUGUGAGUGCCCAGACAAGCGGUGUAUCAUGGCCCCGUCCUCCGGGUCAAAGAGCCCAACCCACUGGAGUAGUUGCAGUUAUGAAUAUUUGGCGUUAUCUUUUGAACGGUCAAUGGACUACUGCUUGCGAAACAAGCCAACGAGACUGUUUGAUUCUCCAGUGUGUGGAAAUGGUUUUGUUGAACCUGGGGAACAGUGUGACUGUGGUCUGCCAGAUUACUGCAACAAUCCAUGCUGCAAUGCAGCAACUUGUAUGCUUUACUCAAAUGCUACAUGUGCUACAGGACAUUGUUGUGACUUAGAGACUUGUAGACCAAAACUUGCUGGGGUUAAAUGCAGAACUGCUGUUCAUGAGUGUGAUCUCCCAGAAUAUUGUACUGGUGACUCAGAAUAUUGCCCUGAUGAUUCCUUCAAGUUAGAUGGUCAUGAAUGCAUGGCAGGACAAGCAUUUUGCCACAAUGGGAUGUGUCGUACGCAUGGAGAGCAGUGCAAGUUGCUGUGGGGUCCAACAGGCCAGAGUUCAGAUGACCGCUGUUACAUGAUGAACACACAAGGCAGCCAGAAUGGGAACUGUGGGUACAACUGGGUGAACGACACGUAUUACAAGUGCAGUGACAGGGAUAUCAAAUGUGGCAUGCUUCACUGUAUGCACCUUAACGAGCGGCUGGAAUUUGGCAUGGAGAGUGUGAGCAAAGUCUCGCAUAGUUUCCUCAAGAGUAGUAGUGGUGUUAUUCCCUGUCGUGUAGCCUUAGUUGACAUGGGGUUGGAUAUGGUUGAUCCGGGCCUUGCACCUGAUGGGGCCAAGUGCGGAAGAGGCAGGAUGUGUGUAAAUCAGCGAUGCAUGCCAGUGGCAGAUCUGAAGAUUGGAGAGUGUAACUGCAAUGGUCAUGGUGUGUGUAAUAACAAUGGUCACUGCCACUGUGAUGUAGGAUAUGCACCCCCUGAUUGCCUAUAUCCUGGUCUAGGAGGAUCAAAGGAUAGUGGCCCAGCUUCAAAUCCUCAUGCAACAAACAACUUCGUCAUUGGGAUGUUUGUAUUCUUCCUUGGCAUUGUCCCGGGAGGUCUAGUGGUGCUGUGUCUGGUGUACUAUACUCGAGGCAACCUCAAGCUUUGGUGGGAGACCAAAGGGCGACCUGCAACAUCAAAGUUGCCUCAUGUGGACACAAGCAAACGUGGCAGUCGGCCUCCUGGGUCACUUGGUGUGGAGGCUGGAGUUACCGGGAGACAGGCUGAGCUCAGCGUUACUGGUGGCAUCAUCAGCCCAAGAUCCCCCACUCCUCCAUCAUCACAAGGCUCCAAGAGUAACAGCCCCCUGCUCAAUGGUCAUGCCAACUCUGUCAUGAGUGGGGAUCAACCUGAUAAGGGGAAUAUGUUUAGUAAAAAUCUGUUUGGAAAGCAUGAGGGAUUUACUCUUUCACCACUGAAGGAGAAGUCUCCUCCAGGGGUAAAGAGUGCAGGUGCUCCACCUCCUAUUCCACCUCCACCUGCUGCUGCGAAGCCCCUAUCUUCAGCAAGUGUACCAUCUGCUCCUCCUGCUCCACCCACAGUUAUGAGUAAUGGUCCCACAGACAGUUCUUCAGUAAUUGGUUGGCAGUCAAAGGGAUUAUAUCCACAGGUGCAAAAAGCUAAUACUAAUACUGGGACUGGGUCUGUGACAAAGAUGAGUAUCAGUGGACCUAGUUUACAGGGGUCUACCAACCCUGCUAUUGCACCUCCAGUAUCAAAGUCUGCACUACCCAGCAGGUCAGCACCUCCUCCACCCCCUGUCACUGCCACAGCAACAGUGAGUCCUGCAGCAAUUACAACAGCAUCUCUAUCUGCUUAUGCCAAUGCACCUCAAGUAGCAGUCAUUUCACCCUCACGCCGAGCUCCAAGCUUAAACUCUCGGCCACUGUCUGUGCCUGAUGCCUCAACACUGGUAGCUCAGGCACAGGAGUAUUCAUGUGAGUCAGAAACCGAGUCAAAACCACAGGAGGGAGAUAAACAGUCUACUGUGGCAAGAAUUGCAUCUUUUCUUACAAAGAAGGACAAACAAGGAAGUGAAGCUAGUCAGACAGAUGUAGAAGCUGGAUGCUCAAACACUCUCCCAAGGAAAGCUGCCAAGAUUAAGCGAGAGAGUCUUAUGCAGUUAGAAAUCUCUGCACCCAUGCAACUACAUGCCACAGAACUUCCUGCCAAUCUUGUCCCAGUCAGGUCUGCACCUGAGCCUCCAAUGCCUAGCAAUCUGAAACCAAGCCAAGUGAAAGCAAAUCAAGAAGAAACUGGUAAGCCAAACAAGGUGUCAUGGGCCCCAUCCGUCCCAGAUGACAAGGUUAAUACUCCGAGCUCUGGUGACACCCGUUCCAGCAUGAGAGUCACAUGGACACCAUCAGCCUUAGACAGUACAGGGAAGGACUCCACAAUGGAACUCCAAAGAAUAGGUAGCAUGCGUGAAGCUCCAGUUACAAUACGUCCAGCCAUUCCCAAGUUUGGUUCCAUGAGAGCACCACGGCCAAAGAGCUUACCACCAACUAGACCCUCAGAGCCUCCUCCCAGGCCCCCACUUCCUAUGAUUCCUGGAACUCCAGAGUCUGAGUGCUUCUAUGAUGACUGUCUUAAUAUACAGGAAGGGACUGCUCCCAUAGCAGAUAUAGAUGAUGAUAACUCACCAGAAAGCAUAUAUGCAACUAUUGAUGAAAAGACACCUGACAAGGAGGUACCACUGCAGGAGGUUACAUAUGCUCCUCCUGAUGCUGUUGAAGGGAAAAAGGAAAAGAAGUCAAUAUUUUCAUUCCUUUACAACAAACCUAAGAAGAAACCUGGUAAAGAGAAAAGCACUCCUGAGGAAGUGGAACCUGUCUCAGAGCCUAUUUACACAAACCUCAUAGAGUCUCCUCCAGAACCAGAGAAGAAUCUUAAAGGUACACAGGCCACUAGUACCUCAGGAGAAGGAAGCAGUAAAUCUGCCUCAGUCAGCCCUCCAUCCCCUGCUGUUGGAGACACUAAUAGAACAAGUUGUGGGAGUUCAGAAGAUGGAGGACUGCUCUCAGAAAUUGUGUCAGAACUCUCAAAUAGGGAUGACAAAUUUGUAAGUGGUUUAGGAAAGAAUGAUAAGAAGACUAAAACAGGAGACAGUAAAAAGACACCUACAAGUCAGGAAAAUAAAAAGAUUGGUUUUGGAAAGUCAAGUUCAGAUGAAACCCAAAACAAAAGUGAAAAAAGCUCAAUACUAGCUAAUAACGGACCGAUCAGAAGCUCACUGUAUCCUUGGAGGGCCAAUAGGGAAACUGCAAGGAAGCCCAGUACUUCAGCAACUACUUCCACAACUAGUACAGCAACUAAUACCAAGCCAGUAACCACAACAGCAAAAUUUAGUGAUAGCAGUGCAAAAGAAACUAGUGGUCCAACUCCAAGAGGUGUCUUUUCAUAUAUGAAUAGUGGAGGAAAAGGUAAUACAUCAGAAUCCUCAAACAAAAAUUCAGUCACCUCAACAGCAGCACCAGCUAGUAAAACCAGUGCAAGCAUUUUUGGAGGGAAGAAAACUCCAAAAUCAGAAACAGUAAGUGCUACCACCACCACAGACAAUAAAAGUACAUCUGUAGGUAGCACAGUACCUGCAUCAAAAUCUUUAGCUGCUUCUCUUGCAGCAGUGAGAGCAGCAGGAGCUGCAGCAGGGGAAGCAGCAGCAGCAGCAGCAGCAACUGGAGGUGAAUCAUCAGCAGCAAAAAACAAUAAAUUGGGGGAGAGUACUUGGAAGACAAAUAAACAAACUGGUCUUCCGAAAACAGGUCCCAAGACAGAAGGAACACCAUUAUUGACAACUAGUGUGCCUAAGCCCUUCUCAAAGGCAGCAGUUUCUAUAACUACCUCCUCUGUUACAUUGCCAAGCUCAACUGCCACCACCACAAAAGCUGGGACAGAAGCAACAGUCCCCACUAGUACUAGCAUAGCAACUGUUCCACGUCUCACGCGGCCAGUAUUCCCACCGGAUAAGGUUAUAUUCCCACCAGAUAAGGUUGUAGUUUCAUCUAAUUCUACAGAUGAUAAAGGAUCAUCAUCAGCCACAAAAGAUGGAAAUGAGAAAGAAUCUAUUCUUUCGCCAACCAGUGCUUCACGAGGCCGUGGUACUGUUUCUCAGUCAAAAGCAACAACACCAACAGGAAAGCCAGGAAGAGUCUUAUCACCAACAAGAGGCACAACACCAACCAGGGGCACCACACCUACUCGCAACACCCCAGCAACAAGUAGUGGUCGUGGAGAUAAAAGCCGUAGUACAACGCCACAACCUGGAGCCAAGAAAGUAACGACCGGAUCAUCUGAUAAGGUUGACCCAAAGCCACUAAGUAAAGUGGUAGAGAAAUCAGAAAAGUUAGGCAGCAAACCUUCAGACAAGAUAGGAAAUAAGGUCAACAGCAAGCCCACAGACAAAGCAGCAGAGAAGACGGGACCAAAGAAACAGACUGCAAAACCAGUCCAAGCAAUUGGUAAGGUGCCAGUUGGUUCAGCCAGCAAACCCACCACUGGUUCUGGAACCUCUGGGCCAAACCGAGCUGGUCGGAUAAGCAACACACAUGUUGCCUCCUUGCAACAAAAAUUUGAGAAGAAGGAAGCUGAAUCUCAAGACCUCAAGCCUUCAACAAAAGCACCGUCCAGAAAAAGCCAAGAGGUGAAACCUGUUUUGGCUCCAAAGCCAAAGUGAUAUGUUGACAGUGUGUAACUGGUUUUCAGAACUUAUAUUUAUGAAGAAAUCACUGUUUUGGUUAUGUAUAUUCCAGAUUCUAGAAGAGUAAAAAUAAAUUGCAUUAUAGAUUUCAUUACAAAUUCACUUGCUGUAAUUUGGUGAGUUUUAAAUGAUUUAUUAUGACUGCAAUUUCUUAGGUCCAGUUUGCUGGGCUUUAUAUACUUUAAUAGAAAUACUAAUAAAAAAGAAAAAAAAGGGAUUAAAUGAUCUUGCCACAAGGAUUGCAAGUGCUGCUGUGAUAAGUUGUCAGGACAUGGAGAAGGAGUCAGUGUACUGUUGAAUCAGCCCAAUUAGACAUAUAAACUUCGGGUUCCUGAAAAGAAUGGCAUUAAUAGGUGUGAUUUUUAAGUGCCACCGACUUUCCUGCUGUGUAACAUAGGUGAAGAGACGACUAAGAGUGAUGUUUAUGUGUAAGUGUUUAUUAACAUACUCUCUGUAAACCAAAGAUAUUUUUUCUUUUUUUGUCAUCGUUUCAACAGUAUUAGCCUGAGACAGCUUUUUUUUUUUCUUUUUUUUUUUUUUUUCUUUCAAAGGAUAGAGGAAGUGGGUGCUAACUCUGUGCAUUGAUAGUCCCUAGUCUCUCCGUGAUACCUUUUCUUUGUGUCUGGGGCUCUCAUCUAAUGAAUACGCAUUUCAUUUACAUUGCAUUUUAAUUUUCUGUUUUUAAAAAAAAAUAAGUACUUAGGUAAUCAAGCAUUUUCACAUGACUCUGAUGGUGCUUGCAGUGUGGUAAGCUGAUGCCAGAGACAGAUCCUUCUUUUUAUUGUGUUGGGAAAGCUUUAUUUUAUAAGGUUGAAUAUUGCAAGUAUAUGAGUUAGGGUGAUGAAUUUUGAUAUCUUUUUGUGCACUGUUAUGUUUUACUAUUUAAGAUUUGUGAUUGUUUAUUUGCUUUUGGCAUUUGUAGGCUCUCUGGUUAUACAGCAUUUAUUAACCUUAAUAUUUUAUGCAUCUCAUGUGUUGCUCUUCAGUGGUAAGAAGAAAAAGACAUUUGUGCCAUGUAUAUCAAGGGAAGUUUUUGAUCAUAUGUAAAACACUAAUUUUCUGCCUGUAUACUUGAUGGUACCAGGGUCCUGGUACUGAAUGCUGUUUUGGCUGCUUUCACCAUCUUUGGAUCCAGUUCUUGUGCAUGAGCUUUAAUCUGUGAGUGCAGUGCAUUUAUCAUGAAAUGGAUAAAUUAAAGGCCUAGGCAAGGCAGUGUGUAUCAGCAUUGCUAUCACCGUGUAAUCUUGAAUGUAGAGUGAAUCUCAAGUUAUGAGCCCAGUGAUAGGACUUCCUCUCAUAUCAUGCAGACAGAAUGCUUAAGGAUAUGGAUUUUAAUUAAAGAAAGAGAAAACACAGUCAGUGCAACCUAUGUACAGAUAAUUGCCCAGGUGCUUUAUGUUAUUUUCAUUGUUAUUUAUGUAAUAGAAUUUUGGGGGUUGUAGAGAGAAGGGCUAAAGUUAAUUAAUUAGGAAUGCCUACUAUAUUUUUUUCUUGACAACUGAUAGUACUUAUAUUGAUAUCAAAUUAUUUAAGAUUUUAGAAAAUUGUUCUGUUUAUAAUUACCAUUUUAUCUUAUAAUAAAUGUUGAGAGAAAUAUUCAUAUAAUUAAGAAACUUUCUGGUCAAAGAUAUUGUCACAAGUAAUAUAUUUGGGAAUGGCUGCCAUUUUCAACACCUCUGUAGAAA
Penaeus chinensis is the source of this 7487-nucleotide messenger RNA. Its product is annotated as flocculation protein FLO11-like. Gene Ontology annotation, biological process: membrane protein ectodomain proteolysis. The annotation marks the transcript as partial. The transcript has 16 exons. NCBI's taxonomy places the organism in Eukaryota, Metazoa, Arthropoda, Malacostraca, Decapoda, Penaeidae. Gene Ontology annotation, molecular function: metalloendopeptidase activity. The record is from RefSeq and is a predicted model, not a curated record.